GAGAGCUCUGAAGCGCUGCGGCGCUUCCUGUGCUUCUCCGGGCCCUCCGCAUCAAAGACGGGGGAGAGAGAGAGAGGGGAAAAGGGGGAGAGGAGCUCGUCUUCAUCUGAUCUAGGGUUUUUGGAAUCGGAGAGGGAGAGAUGGAGGAAAGGAAGGAUGUGGGAAUUCUCGCCAUGGAUAUCUACUUCCCUCCCACUUGCGUCGAGCAGGAAGCCCUGGAAGCUUAUGAUGGGGCGAGUAAGGGAAAGUACACCAUUGGCCUUGGGCAAGAUUGCAUGGCCUUUUGCACAGAACUGGAAGAUGUGAUAUCCAUGAGCUUGACAGUUGUUACAUCUCUCUUGGAGAAGUAUCAGAUUGAUCCAAAACAAAUUGGUCGCCUGGAAGUUGGUAGUGAGACGGUGAUCGACAAGAGUAAGUCUAUCAAGACCUGGCUGAUGCAAAUAUUUGAGGAAUAUGGCAACACUGAUGUUGAAGGUGUUGACUCAACAAAUGCUUGUUAUGGGGGGACAGCUGCUUUAUUUAACUGUGUCAAUUGGGUGGAGAGUAGCUCUUGGGAUGGGCGAUAUGGACUUGUUGUUUGUACAGACAGUGCGGUUUAUGCAGAAGGGCCAGCUCGGCCUACUGGGGGUGCAGCUGCUAUGGCAAUGCUGAUUGGGCCAAAUGCUCCCAUUUCUUUUGAAAGUAAAUUCAGGGGAACUCACAUGACUCAUGUUUAUGAUUUUUACAAGCCCAACCUUGCAAGUGAAUAUCCGGUCGUUGAUGGAAAGUUAUCACAGACAUGCUACCUCAUGGCACUUGAUUCAUGUUACAAACAUUUUUGUAGCAAGUAUGAAAAGUUUGAGGGAAAGAAAUUUUCAAUUUUCGAUGCAGACUAUUUUGUUUUCCAUUCUCCAUAUAACAAGCUUGUGCAGAAAAGUUUUGCUCGGCUCUACUAUAAUGAUUUUUUACACAAUCCAAGCUCUGUCGAGAAAGAUUCAAGGGAAAAGUUGGAGCCUUUUUCAACCUUGACUGGUGACGAAAGCUAUCAGAGUCGUGAGCUUGAAAAGACUUCUCAGCAAGUUGCAAAGUGCUUAUAUGACAAAAAGGUUCAGCCGUCUACUUUGCUACCAAAACAGAUUGGGAACAUGUACACUGCAUCUAUUUAUGCUGCAUUUGCGUCUGUACUUCAUAAUAAACAUAGCACGCUGGGAGGGCAACGGAUUGUAAUGUUCUCAUAUGGUAGUGGCCUGUCUUCCACAAUGUUCUCCCUCAAACUUCGGGAUGGUCAACAUCCCUUCAGCCUGUCAAACAUUGCCACCAUGUUGAAUGUAUCAGAGAAACUUGAAGCGAGACAUGUGUUUCUGCCUGAAAAGUUUGUUGAAACAUUGAAGUUAAUGGAGCACCGAUAUGGAGCCAAGGAUUUUGUGACAGGCAAGGAGACAAGCUUACUGUCUCCCGGGACAUUCUACCUCACAAAGGUUGAUUCUAUGUAUCGGAGGUACUAUGCCAAGAAGGUUGCUGAGGGCAUUACAAAUGGGAAAGCCGCCGAGUGCAAUAAUAAGCCACUAGCCAAUGGCCACUCAUGAUGCGCCUCCACAAUUCAUGGAGGCAUGGAUGUCCAGUGGUAUUAUUGUUGUCCCCUUUCUAUUUGCCGAACCAACGGGCUUAUUGUGCCUAACCAUGCCUUUGCUUAUUAGAAAGUUGUUUUGUUGUUCUCAAUGAAUUCAGUUUCUAAGCUAAUCAAUAAUUUCUUUGGGAUUCCA
This is a messenger RNA of Elaeis guineensis (African oil palm), 1742 nucleotides long. RefSeq names its product hydroxymethylglutaryl-CoA synthase. Gene Ontology annotation, molecular function: hydroxymethylglutaryl-CoA synthase activity. The record is from RefSeq and is a predicted model, not a curated record. Gene Ontology annotation, biological process: acetyl-CoA metabolic process. NCBI's taxonomy places the organism in Eukaryota, Viridiplantae, Streptophyta, Magnoliopsida, Arecales, Arecaceae.